GAGGCGCGCGCCCUUGGCGCCAGAGCGGGAGAGGAGCUGGGUGUGAGCGGCCGCGCAGGCAACCGGCACCCGAGUCUCGCAGAGCAAGAGUUCCUGCACGGGGCUUACAGGUCUUACACUGCGAUUCUCCGGCCUCCCGUUAGGGAAAAAGUGUCCCAGCCCCGGCACAGAGGUGGUGGUGGCAUCCUAAGCCCCCAGCAUUUUAAGCCUCUUUCCCUCUCCAAGGAGGAGGGGGAAAGGAGUCGCCUCGACUGCUGGAAGAGGAUCUGAGGAUUUGUUCAUUCGAGGGCUGGGAAGCCUGGAGCCGCACCGGAGAGACGGUAGCACCAGACCCGACGGUGGCCCGGGGCGCGGAGGACGCGUGUGCUGCGCCCGGCCGGGAGGCGCCCGCCGGCUGCACCUGCUUGGAGAGCGAAAGCAUCACUGACAGCCUCUACAGGAUGUGGCCUCUGAAGACCCAACGACCACCCACCCUACCUGUCUGCAAUGGAGAAGGCAGAAAUGGAAAUGCAAACACCAGGGCUUCCAUUCUGUUCCUGAUCGCUCUGUAGACACGCAUCCCCACCGCAGGGCAUGAGCUGCACCAGUGGAGAAAGUUCUCGGGGCCCCCAGACCACUAUCAUCAUUAUGUCUCUGGCCUGGAGAGAAGGCAGGAUCAUGGCAUCUUGUGGCUGCUGUUUGGUCCUCUUGGCCCUUACCUGGCAGGUCUCUGCCUAUGGGCCUGACCAGCGAGCCCAGAAGAAAGGAGACAUUAUCCUUGGUGGGCUCUUCCCUAUUCAUUUUGGAGUAGCAGCCAAAGAUCAAGGUCUAAAAUCAAGGCCAGAGUCUGUGGAAUGUGUCAGGUAUAAUUUCCGUGGGUUUCGCUGGUUACAAGCCAUGAUAUUUGCCAUAGAGGAGAUCAACAGCAGCCCGACCCUUCUUCCUAACAUGACACUGGGAUACAGGAUAUUCGACACGUGCAACACUGUUUCAAAGGCCUUGGAGGCCACCCUGAGUUUUGUUGCCCAGAACAAAAUUGAUUCUUUGAACCUGGAUGAGUUCUGCAACUGCUCAGAACACAUCCCCUCCACUAUCGCUGUGGUGGGAGCAACCGGCUCUGGCGUCUCCACCGCGGUGGCCAAUCUACUGGGGCUCUUCUACAUCCCCCAGGUCAGCUACGCUUCCUCCAGCAGACUCCUCAGCAACAAGAAUCAGUUCAAGUCCUUCCUCCGUACCAUCCCCAAUGAUGAGCACCAGGCCACAGCCAUGGCAGACAUUAUCGAGUAUUUCCGCUGGAACUGGGUAGGUACCAUUGCAGCUGAUGAUGACUACGGCCGGCCGGGCAUUGAGAAGUUCCGAGAGGAAGCUGAGGAGAGGGACAUCUGCAUUGACUUCAGCGAGCUCAUCUCCCAGUACUCUGAUGAGGAAGAGAUCCAGCAUGUGGUGGAGGUGAUCCAGAAUUCCACAGCCAAGGUCAUCGUCGUUUUCUCCAGCGGCCCCGACCUAGAACCCCUCAUCAAGGAGAUCGUCCAGCGCAACAUCACAGGCAGGAUCUGGCUGGCCAGCGAGGCAUGGGCCAGCUCCUCCCUGAUUGCCAUGCCUGAGUACUUCCACGUGGUGGGAGGCACCAUUGGGUUUGCUCUCAAGGCUGGUCAGAUCCCAGGGUUCCGGGAAUUUCUGCAGAAAGUCCAUCCCAGGAAGUCUGCCCACAAUGGUUUUGCCAAGGAGUUUUGGGAAGAAACAUUUAACUGCCACCUCCAAGAAGGUGCUAAAGGACCUUUACCCAUGGACACCUUCCUGAGAGGUCAUGAAGAAGGUGGCAUCAAAUUAAGCAACAGCUCCACUGCCUUCCGACCCCUCUGUACAGGGGAGGAGAACAUCAGCAGUGUUGAGACCCCUUACAUGGAUUACACACAUCUACGGAUAUCCUACAACGUGUACUUAGCGGUCUACUCCAUUGCCCACGCCCUGCAGGACAUAUAUACCUGCUUACCUGGGAGAGGGCUCUUCACCAAUGGCUCCUGUGCAGACAUCAAGAAGGUGGAGGCGUGGCAGGUCCUGAAGCACCUUCGGCAUCUAAACUUUACCAGCAAUAUAGGGGAGCAAGUAACUUUUGACGAGUGUGGUGACCUGGUGGGGAACUAUUCCAUCAUCAACUGGCAUCUCUCCCCAGAGGACGGCUCCAUCAUGUUUAAGGAAAUUGGGAAUUAUAACGUCUAUGCAAAGAAGGGCGAGAGACUUUUCAUCAAUGAGAAGAAGAUCCUGUGGAAUGGCUUCUCCAGGGAGGUCCCUUUCUCCAACUGCAGCCGUGACUGCCUGGCAGGGACCAGGAAAGGGAUCAUUGAAGGGGAGCCCACGUGCUGCUUUGAGUGUGUGGAGUGUCCUGACGGGGAGUACAGCGAUGAGACAGAUGCAAGUGCCUGUGACAAGUGCCCAGAUGACUUCUGGUCAAAUGAGAACCACACUUCCUGCAUUGCCAAGGAGAUCGAGUUUCUGGCGUGGACGGAGCCCUUCGGGAUCGCGCUCACCCUCUUCGCGGUUCUGGGCAUCUUCCUGACAACCUUUGUGCUGGGUGUCUUCAUCAAGUUCCGCAACACCCCCAUCGUCAAGGCCACCAAUCGAGAGCUCUCCUACCUCCUCCUCUUCUCCCUGCUCUGCUGCUUCUCCAGCUCACUGUUCUUCAUCGGUGAGCCCCAGGAUUGGACGUGCCGCCUGCGCCAGCCGGCCUUUGGCAUCAGCUUCGUGCUCUGCAUCUCCUGCAUCCUGGUGAAGACUAACCGUGUCCUGCUGGUGUUUGAGGCCAAGAUCCCCACCAGCUUCCACCGCAAGUGGUGGGGCCUCAACCUGCAGUUCCUGCUGGUUUUCCUGUGCACCUUCAUGCAGAUCGUCAUCUGUGUGAUCUGGCUCUACACCGCACCCCCGUCCAGCUACCGCAACCAUGAGCUGGAGGAUGAGAUCAUCUUCAUCACGUGCCACGAAGGCUCGCUCAUGGCCCUGGGCUUUCUGAUCGGCUACACUUGCCUGCUGGCUGCCAUCUGCUUCUUCUUUGCCUUCAAGUCCCGGAAGCUGCCGGAGAACUUCAACGAAGCCAAGUUCAUCACCUUCAGCAUGCUCAUCUUCUUCAUUGUCUGGAUCUCCUUCAUCCCAGCCUAUGCCAGCACCUACGGGAAGUUCGUCUCGGCUGUGGAGGUGAUCGCCAUUCUGGCAGCCUCCUUUGGCCUGCUGGCCUGCAUCUUCUUCAAUAAGGUCUACAUCAUCCUCUUCAAGCCCUCCCGGAACACCAUCGAGGAGGUGCGCUGCAGCACCGCUGCCCACGCUUUUAAAGUGGCCGCCCGGGCCACGCUGCGCCGCAGCAACGUCUCGCGCAAGCGGUCCAGCAGUCUCGGGGGCUCCACGGGAUCCAUCCCCUCCUCUUCCAUCAGCAGCAAGAGCAACAGCGAAGAUCCCUUCCCACAGCCCGAGAGGCAGAAGCAGCAGCGACCACCGGCUUUGACUGGGCAAGAGCAGCAGCAGCAGCAGCAGCAGCAGCAGCAGGCGGUGACGCUCCAGCCGCAGCAGCCCCAGCAGUCACAGCCUCAGCCCCGAUGCAAGCAGAAGGUCAUCUUUGGCAGUGGCACAGUUACCUUCUCCCUGAGCUUUGAUGAACCACAGAAGAACACCAUGACUCACAGAAAUGCCACCCAUCACAACUCCCUGGAGACCCAGAAAAGCAACGAUGGCCUGACCAGACACCAGGGGCUGCUCCCACUGCAGGGCAGGGACACAGACUCAGACCUGACCACCCAGGAAACAGGCAUGCAAGGGUCGGUGGCAGGAGACCACCAGCCAGAGGUGGAGGACCCGGAAGAGAUGUCCCCGGCAUUCGUGGUGUCUAAGUCACAGGGCUUUGUUAUCAGUGGGGGAGGCAGCGCUGUCACAGAAAACAUACUGCAUACAUAAAAUAAGAGGCAGCCUUCUGGGAAGAAUCUAGAGAGAGCUGUUGGAAGCAUAGGGAGGAGGAGUCACUGCAGAUUCCUCUCUUCGAAGGAGAAAAGGAUAAUAGACAUAUUAAGUGCCCCAGACUUAGUUGCACUGCUUUAACUAUGAACUGACUAAUGUUCUCCUUCAAAUAAAAAAAAAAAAAAGAAGAAGAGCCAUGUAUUUCUGUGGUUGCCAGAGCUUUGUGUCAUGGUUAGAUUUGCUAUAAUCCACACCCAAAAUCUCUUCCACUGUUCUGUCCCACCUUGCAGAUGAAACCAAGGCUGUAAGUGUCUACCUGCUCCCUCUUCUUUAAGCAUGUGCAUAUGUACACACAUAUAUAUAAUAUAUAUAUAUAUAUACAAAAUGCCCACCCAGCAAAUCACAGACACCUAUGGUCUGAAUCAUGGCCCAGAGGCGCAAGUGUGCAGGAGAAAAGGACAUCAGGUUUCUGUCACCAGGGCUGCCCAACAUCUUCACGGUGGAAGGAAUUUUAAAUGUUCAAAAACAUCAGGGAUGUGCAUCCUAUUUAUGAAAACCAUAAGCUAUUUGAUCUCAGUCUUCUCCUUGCUGCUGCUGUCCUGAGGACAUCUAGCAAGUCUGCGUCCGUCCCGUAGCAAUAGUAUGCCUGGUUUUGUCCAAGAUGUGAUAGUGAUGCUAUGUUCAGACUCCAGGAUUGCAAGAAUCACCUCAAAUUGUUGGGAAGGGAAUCCAAUGAGCUGUAUCUAUAAUUCAUAUUGUUCUGUAUAGCUCUAUCCUUAAGAAAUGCUUCUGUUGUAAUGGUCCAUGGACAAUAUAAGCUGAAAAAUGUCACCGUCUGUUUUCUAUGGGGCAGUGUUAUUGAGCCCCGUUUUCCUUCCCAUCCACCUCUUCACCCCCUCCCCCAUGAGCAGAGCCCUUGUGACCCCUCUGUCAGUCUCAGAGGCCCGGAAGCUCCCUCCAUCCUUGCCCCAAAGGCUUUCUGAAGCCAGAUCCACACCUGACCCUAAGGAGAAUAAGCUCCCAGUGCUUGGUCCCCUAAUCUUUGCCAGGGUAAGAAAGUGUAACGCCACUGCUCCAGCAGGGGACACAGAGGUGUUCAGUGGCCACCUUACUGCUGAGCACUCAGACUCUGCAGCCAGAGAGACCAGGGUCCAGUCCUUGGCUUGGUCACUUGCAAACUGGGUGACCCUAGGGGGAAAACAUAAUCUCUCUAAGCCCCAGAUUCUUUGCCUUUAAAAUGGAAGUAAUAAUGACCCUUUCCCUGUGAGCUCUUACCAGAUUAA
Chinchilla lanigera (long-tailed chinchilla) is the source of this 5201-nucleotide messenger RNA. RefSeq names its product calcium-sensing receptor (gene Casr). Gene Ontology annotation, biological process: G protein-coupled receptor signaling pathway; detection of calcium ion; intracellular calcium ion homeostasis. Gene Ontology annotation, molecular function: G protein-coupled receptor activity; calcium ion binding. Bases 574 to 3918 code for a protein of 1114 amino acids. Gene Ontology annotation, cellular component: membrane. The record is from RefSeq and is a predicted model, not a curated record. Lineage: Eukaryota; Metazoa; Chordata; Mammalia; Rodentia; Chinchillidae. The transcript has 7 exons.